Molecule: messenger RNA, 2046 nt
Organism: Parnassius mnemosyne (clouded apollo)
Lineage: Eukaryota; Metazoa; Arthropoda; Insecta; Lepidoptera; Papilionidae
Source: the annotation of a GenBank genome assembly
AUGAGCGAUAAGCCUGGGCCUUCAAAGCGCUCUAGUAAAACAAGUAUACUGACUUCUCGUGCUAAAAAACGCCGCACAAAUUUUUUUUCUGAUGAAAGUGAUUGCUCUAGUGAUGAAGAAGUUUUCUCGCAGUGUAGUGAUGGGGAUAAGGAAUGGGAAGAGGAAGAAGAGACGGAAUCCAGUGAUGAGAGCAUUUUUGAUUCGAGCAAGUCUUGCAAAAAUAGACUUGCAGUGAGCCGUGACCCUUUAGAACUGUCACAUAAAUUACCCCCAAAAAAUCAGGCGGGUAGCAAUGAAGUGAUGCCUUCCCGUCAUAUAUCGACAGAAAAGGAUAACCCUAACUCGCCGGAUGUGAUACAAGAUUAUGGCAUGUAUCCUGACAUUCCUGACAAUUUAUUGGUAGACAUUGAUACAACACCAUCUGUAUCGUUACUAAGGUCAUCGGCUCCUACUCCAAACUUGUCAAUUCAGGAAAUCCCCACACUUCGUAAUGAAAACUUUGCCAGUUCCCCUACGCCGCCGACACUUUCCGCUAGACAUGAACCUUCACAACCUGAGGACCAGCAGCCAUCUCAACAAGGAGCCACUUCGUAUUGGACUUCCGAUGGUACAUUGAAGAUCAUAGAUUUUACUAAAACUCAAGAGUUAUUAGUUCCAGCUCCAUCAAAUCCAUAUGAAGCAUUUCGGUUACUUUUGGACGAUGAUUAUUUGGAUAUGAUUGUGCAUGAAACUAACCUCAAUGCAGUAAGAGUUUUAGGACAACCUGGUUUAACCGAAAAAUCCAGAAUAACUCACUGGAAAGAUUUAGACCGCGAAGAAUUAAUUAUAUUUUUGGGUUUACUGCUUCACACAGGUACAAUUCGCCUCAACAGACUCAGCGACUAUUGGAAGAAGCAUUGGUUAUUCAAUUUAUCUUGUUUUAGUCAAUAUAUGUCCCGGAACCGAUUCAUGCUAAUCUUACGAUGUCUACAUUUUACAUCAGAACCAAGCGAUGAAGAUAGGCUGGCUAAAAUUCGUCCAGUUAUGGACCAUUUCAACAACACAAUGAAUGCUAUUUAUUAUCCAGGAAAACAGCUUUCUUUGGAUGAAUCUAUAGUGUUGUGGCGUGGUCGUCUAGUGUUUCGCCAGUUCAUCAAAAAUAAGAGACACAAGUAUGGUGUUAAAUUGUACGUUCUGGCUGAGCCUGAUGGUACAGUAAUAAAAUUUCAGAUAUAUGGUGGUGCAGGUGAUGAGACUGCCGGAGUUGGACACACUCAAAAAGUUGUUCUGAAGUUGCUGGAAGAAAAACUAGAUUCUGGUCACAGUGUUUACAUGGAUAAUUAUUACAAUUCGUAUGAUUUAGCAGUAAAACUGUUGGAUCGUCAAACUUAUUGUACUGGUACCCUUGGUAAAACACGAAAAGGAAAUCCUAUCGAACUUGGCACAGUCACAUUAAAAAAAGGAGAAAACAAAUCUUUAUUUUUGAAUAACGUACACAUCGGUAAAUGGAGAGAUAAGCGAUAUGUGCUUUAUUUGACAACGGAGCACGAAAAUGAAAUGAUUGAAGUUACGAAUAAAAGAGGACAAAUUACUGAAAAACCUUCAGCAAUCGUGCACUACAACAACUUUAUGUCAGGAGUUAAUCUUCAGGAUCAAAUGCUGUCCUACUAUCCCUGCGAGAGGAAGACUAUGCGCUGGUAUAAGAAGAUAUUUAUACAUACACUGCAAAUGAGCCUAAGCAACUCAUUAUAUUUAUAUAACAAGUUUUCUGCAACGAGUAAGAUCAAUUUGUAUGAUUACCGUCUUUCAAUUUUGGAGAAGAUGUUACCUAAACAAAAUGUGUUAACGAAGACACUGGUCAUGGAGCACAAACUAACCAAGAUAGAAACGGUAAAGAUACGUGAGAAAAAGGAAGGAAAGCGUACACGAACAAUAAAAGAAGUAGUGAGGAAAGAGUGUAAGGGUUGCAGAGGAAAGAAAAAAAGAACAGCAACGCUCUUUGAAUGUAAAGGUUGUCCAGACGCCCCAGGGUAUUGUACUGAAUGUUUUUGCGAAGCUCAUUCAUAA